AUGUCCAGAAUACGCCCGGAGCCUCUUAAGGGGGGCCCUGGCACUCGCCAACUUCCUAAGGGAAACCAUCCUAAGGGAUGUGCAGGACACGCCCGGAGCCUCUUAAGGGGGGCCCAGGCACUUGCCAACUUCCUAAGGGAAACCAUCCUAAGGGAUGUGCAGGACACGCCCGGAGUCCCUCAAGGGGACCCUGGCACUCGCCAACUUCCUAAGGGAAACCAUCCUAAGGGAUGUGCAGGACACGCCCGGAGCCUCUUAAGGGAGGCCCUGGCACUCGCCACUUCCUAA
Molecule: messenger RNA, 288 nt
Organism: Prunus armeniaca (apricot)
Lineage: Eukaryota; Viridiplantae; Streptophyta; Magnoliopsida; Rosales; Rosaceae
Source: the annotation of a GenBank genome assembly